Molecule: messenger RNA, 1649 nt
Organism: Agrilus planipennis (emerald ash borer)
Lineage: Eukaryota; Metazoa; Arthropoda; Insecta; Coleoptera; Buprestidae
Gene: MESR3
Exons: 6
Coding region: 631-1578 (315 amino acids)
Biological process (GO): regulation of transcription by RNA polymerase II
Cellular component (GO): nucleus
Molecular function (GO): DNA-binding transcription factor activity, RNA polymerase II-specific; RNA polymerase II cis-regulatory region sequence-specific DNA binding
Source: RefSeq, a predicted model, not a curated record
GAACGAAUUCUUGCGUGCGCAUGAACAUUGCUGAGAGUUUGAAUUUCAAACUUGAGCGAGCUGAGCGGAGCGGAUUCUAUUCCGUUUCGAAAACGGGAACUGUCAGUAGUACGCCAGUUGUUUCCGGUAACCAUGACUACGUAAGUACAAAUUACGCGCGUGUUUUAAAAAAGUUUCAAAUUGUCACAACUUUUUUAUUUGAAAAAGGUAUGUUAGUUGAUUAUGUUGAUAGACCUCAGUGAAUUGUUUACGUGAACUUUGUCAAUUCUUUUGGAGUACUUGUGACAAAUUUACAGUUGUGCACUUUAUUUUUUCGUGUUUUUAUUGUGUGUGGAUUAGCAUUUUUUGUAAGUUAAGCGAAGACACAGCAAAGGGGAAAUCCUCUUGGUUUUGGUCAUCCAUUCCCCAUCAAAUAUUCAUAAGAGCAUUCGCUGCUGUUUUAUUAGUUCCCACGGGCGCACUAGACAAUGAGAAGGGGAUCAAGUCAAGAAGUGCUGAUUCCCAUUUAUUGUGUAGUCUUGCAUAUUGUAUGUAAAUACGUUAUAAUCAAAAUCUAGACAAGUUCAAUCCUGAGGUAGAAUGGAAUAUAUUUGCUAUGGAUAAUUAAAGAAAUUGCAGCAAUUUGUCGAGAUGCCUGUACACAGUGAUUCAUAUUCACCUGUAGAAAAACGAAUGUCGUCAUUAUCAAUUGGCAGUCGUCACCGCGAACCGUCGGAAUAUUCCAUCAGUAGGUAUUCCCAAAAGUAUGAUCCUUAUCAAAAUAUGCACGCGUACGAGCCUGAGCACCCCCGUGUAAGGUUGUCCUCGACGGGAGAGGGAAGUGGAGACUCAAGUACUACCACUUCCGGUAGCAGCUACGGAGAAAGGGAAGACGUUGAAAGAGAGGAUGGAAGUGAAGGAAGAGGAAGUGAGGAAGCGGACGAUAGGGACGAUACGGUACCUCUCGAAGGGCAGGUCACAGACGACGAACGACAAAAAGUCGAGACGUUUUUUAGGGGAUUAAAAACACAGGUUUAUGUAAGCGGUUCUCUGGCGAAUUUAUAUACGAAAACGCCUUUGGAUCCCGAAUGGGCUUUGAAGCACACAGGCAUUCCGGUUGUUCUGUUGGACGUGGGAGAAUCACGAGCCCGAGAUAAGCGUCGAAUCCAAAUUGUGUUGGCCGAAAGAGGUACUGGUUUUAUGCUUUGGCGUGACACCAUCGACAAUCUCACCUCCUACAAGGUUGCCGGCAAAGCGUUCCACACUAUGUGCUAUUCGGGCGACCACACGUUGCAAAUUGGAUUCAGCUUCGACACAGCUCAGGCUGCCCACGAUAUGUGGACGCAUAUUGAGCGACUAGUGGCAUGUCCAGAAAAUAUUUCUUUAUCGGUGCCUGGUAAAAAGAAGAAAAAGAAGGAAAAGAAGCCCAAGCCAUUGCCUCUGCCUCCGAAGAAUCAGAUAUCAAUGCCUUGUUGUUUCCUUCAACUGACACACGUAGAUCAUGACGAUCGAUCGAGAUUUUAUUCGUUACGAGAAUUUGUACCAGUGACAGCUUCAACAAGAUAUAAGAAAGCCCCAUUACCGACGGAAGACAUUUAACUUAAACGACAGAGUAUAUAAGAACGACUGAGUAGCUUGUAGAUAAACAGGAACUUUUACUUAUAAAUAAU